AUGGAUGGGGUAAAUGUCUUAAUUGCUGUUCAGAAGGUGUACUACCCUCUACUGUGCAUUAUGGGAAUACCAGCUAACCUCUUCACCUUCUACAUGAUCUGCUUCCGUAAAUGUGGCAUGUCAGAGACAGCAACUGUUUACCUGGGCUGCCUAGCUUUGGUGGAUACCUUCUAUCUGGUGUGGGUGAUCCUUCUGGACCUGUGUCUUGUCUUCCUGCAGGUCCAGCCCUUCUGGCACUCCCAACCAUGGUGUGGCAUAAUGGGCGUACUGCAGUACGGUGCCCUUUACAGCUCAUCCUGGAUAGUCGUGAUGUUCACCAUAGAGCGCUAUCUGGUUCUGAGAAUCACUAUAGCCAAACAACGAUUCCACCAGGCCCGAACUGCUCUGUUCAUCUGCGUGACUAUUAUACUGCUGUCUCACAUUGCAUCAGUUCCCAUGAGCUGGAUCAAUACGGUCAAGCCAACUAAUAUCACCAUCAAAGGACAGAAUAUCACUGUACCGCGGUGUCGCUAUAGGGAUGAGUUGUAUGCCACGGUUCUGGUCUGGGUCACCACUUUUCUCUCAGGUGGAAUUCCCAUUGUUCUCAUCAUCAUUUUUAACUCGCUGAUCGCGCAUCAUCUGAACUGUUCCAGUCAGCUGUUCACCAAGGAGGAGCGGAGGGCAAUCAGGGGUAAGAGUACACGUGGCGUAGUCCGACGCACCAUCCUUUUGCUUGGGACGGUCUCCAUAGCCUUUGUGGUACUCAGCCUUCCUCGAUUUGUUACGUAUUGCAUCCUUCGCACAAAAUACAACUACACAGAGUUUGACCGCAGUGACUACAGCAUGACCAUCAACGUUGUUAGCGAUCUGGCCAACAUGCUGCAGAACCUAAACUCAACCACCAACUUCCUGCUCUACUGCAUGGUCAGUAGGAGCUUCAGGCAGGAGCUGGUGAACACACUGACCUGCCAGGCCAGAACCAGAGAGCCAAGCUCAGUCCUUAACCAGACAACCAGGACGGUGAAGGUCUUCUCAGUGGUGGACCACAAAGAGACGCUGAUCGUAGAUCCUGUCCAUGCUGUCCUUACGAGGCUAAGAAGAACCGAGGGGAGCUAA
Molecule: messenger RNA, 1095 nt
Organism: Xyrauchen texanus (razorback sucker)
Lineage: Eukaryota; Metazoa; Chordata; Actinopteri; Cypriniformes; Catostomidae
Product: probable G-protein coupled receptor 139
Exons: 2
Coding region: 1-1095 (364 amino acids)
Biological process (GO): G protein-coupled receptor signaling pathway
Cellular component (GO): membrane
Molecular function (GO): G protein-coupled receptor activity
Source: RefSeq, a predicted model, not a curated record